GGAAUAUCUUUUAUACCCCUCCCUCAUUUAAAAAAGACAAAUUGGAAGGAAGUUGACAUUAUAUUUUAUUCAAUGCUGUCAAACUAAUUUAGACCAAAAAGUUUCAAACAAUACAAAUCAAACGGAUGGAUGGAUGAGGGUUUAUAGAAACGGCGGCACCUUUGGAAAGAGGAUAUUUGGUCUGAGCAGUGAGUUUGCGUUAGGUUUCCGCCGUCUUAGUGGUUAUUCUCCUCCUUCCGCCUCCGCUGUUCCUCCUAUCUAUUCCUUCAUAUCUAUAUCUACACCUAUUCCUACUAGAAGCAAUUGUACUACUCGCAGGGUUUCUUCAUCUUCUUCGUCAUCGUUGACUGCUACUGCAAUGGAAACGGAGAAAUGGUCAGCCAGCAACGUAAGGGAUGCUUUUGUCAAGUUCUUCGAAGGAAAAGAUCACGUAAACUGGAAAUCCAGCCCCGUUGUUCCUCUCAAUGAUCCUACUCUUCUUUUCGCCAAUGCCGGUAUGAAUCAGUUCAAGCCAAUAUUCUUGGGGACGGUUGAUCCAAACACUCCCUUGAGCAAACUAAAGCGAGCUUGCAACACCCAGAAGUGCAUACGUGCGGGUGGGAAACACAAUGACCUGGAUGACGUUGGCAAGGACACCUACCACCACACCUUUUUUGAAAUGCUUGGCAAUUGGUCAUUUGGAGACUAUUUCAAGAAGGAAGCCAUCUCAUGGGCUUGGGAACUUCUUACCAAGGUUUAUGGGCUUCCUAGUGACCGGAUCUAUGCAACUUAUUUUGGAGGGGAUGCUAAUUCUGGCCUUCCUGCUGAUACUGAAGCAAAGGAUCUGUGGCUCGAGUUUCUACCGAAAGAACGUGUCCUACCUUUUGGGUCUAAAGACAACUUUUGGGAAAUGGGUGAUACUGGACCAUGUGGACCAUGCACGGAGAUACACUUCGAUAGGAUUGGGAAUCGUGAUGCAUCAUCCAUGGUUAAUAAUGAUGAUCCUACUUGUAUUGAGAUUUGGAACCUUGUGUUUAUCCAGUUCAAUAGGGAAAGCGAUGGCUCUUUGAAACCAUUGCCUGCCAAACAUGUUGAUACUGGAAUGGGUUUUGAGAGAUUAACAUCCAUUCUCCAGAAAAAGAUGAGCAAUUAUGAUACUGAUGUUUUCUUACCGAUAUUUGAUGCCAUUCAGAAGGCCACUGGAGCUAGACCAUACUCUGGUAAAGUUGGAGCUGAUGAUGCUGAUAAUAUUGAUAUGGCAUACAGGGUUGUUGCUGACCACAUUCGAACUCUUUCGUUCGCCAUUGCUGAUGGCUCUUGCCCAGGUAAUGAGGGCCGUGAGUAUGUUCUGAGGCGGAUCCUUCGACGGGCAGUUCGCUAUGGCACCGAAGUUCUGAAAGCUAAACAAGGAUUUUUCAGUGGUCUGGUGAAGGUGGUUGUUGAAGUAAUGGGUGAUGUCUUCCCAGAGCUGCGGGAGCAUGAAGUACGCAUAAGCAAUGUGAUUGCUGCGGAAGAAGAUAGUUUUGGGAAGACCUUGCUUCACGGCAUUGAGAAGUUCAAGAAGGCUGCUCAAGAUGUUGAAGGAAAUAUAUUUAGUGGAAAGGACGCUUUUGUGCUGUGGGAUACGUAUGGGUUUCCGUUGGAUCUUACUCAGUUAAUGGCUGAGGAAAGAGGGUUGGUUGUUGAUGUUAAUGGUUAUGAUAAGGCAAUGGAGGAAGCUAGGGAAAGAUCAAGAAAUGUUCAGAAUAAGCAAGAUGGUAUUGGUAUCGCGCUGGAUGCUGAUGGUACAUCACAUUUGCGCAAGACUGGAAUUGAAGCAACAAACGAUUCAUUCAAGUUUACAUGGUUUAAGGAUCAUGAAAGUGUGAUCAAAGCUAUUUGUCGAGGGCAGCAGUUCUUUCAAAGUGCUUCCGGUGACAAUGAAGUUGGUAUCAUUCUCGAAUCUACAAGUUUUUAUGCGGAGCAAGGUGGUCAGAUAUAUGACACUGGAUUACUUGAAGGACCCUCAGGAGGGUUCCAAGUUAAAGAUGUUCAAGUUUUUGGAGGUUAUGUUGUUCAUAUUGGCAAUUUCUGUGAUAAGACUGGUAGGUUUGCCGUGGGUGAUAGGGUAAUUUGUAAGGUUGACUACGAUAGGCGCUCCCGUAUUGCGCCCAAUCAUACUUGUACCCAUAUGUUGAAUUUUGCUCUCCGGGAAGUUCUCGGUACCCAUGUUGAUCAAAAAGGUUCUAUUGUCCUUCCUGAAAAAUUGAGAUUUGACUUUUCUCACGGCAAGCCGGUGACCCCUGAAGAGCUUCAAAAAAUUGAAUCUAUUGUGAAUGAACAAAUUAAAGCCGAACUGGGUGUAUUCUCAAAAGAGGCAGAGCUAUCUCAGGCAAAGCGUGUCAAUGGUCUUCGUGCUGUUUUUGGAGAAGUUUAUCCUGACCCAGUCAGGAUCGUUGCAAUUGGCCAAAGUGUGGAUGAUUUGCUUGCUGAUCCAAAGAAUGAAAAGUGGUUAUCAAUAUCUGCCGAGCUCUGUGGAGGUACCCAUAUUACAAACACACGGGAGGCAAAGGCAUUUGCUUUAUUGUCUGAAGAGGGAAUUGCCAAGGGAAUUCGUAGAAUAACUGCUGUCACCACCGAUUCUGCUUUUGAGGCUGUGAAAACAGCUUCCUUAAUCGAGGAGGAAGUGGAUGAAGCAGGAAAUACUGAUGGAAGCUUACUGGAGCAGAAAGUUGCAAAAUUGAAUAGUCGUGUUGAAACUGCUUUCAUUCCGACUGCCAAGAAGACUCAUCUCAAGGCCAAACUUUCCAUACUCCAGAACCAAGUCAUCAAAGCCAAAAAGAAAACUGCGGAAGAGAAUAUCCAGACCGCUGUUAAAGUUGCCUUAGAAAAGGCAGAAAUUGCAUCAACUGAUGGGAAGCCCUAUUGCAUUGUUCAUGUCAAUGUUGGUGCUGAUACUGCUGCAGUUCGUGAAGCAGUUGUCAAAGUGACAGAGCAGAAGGGUUUGGCGAUUAUGGUUAUGAGCAAAGAUGAAAGUGCAAACAAGGUUGUGGUGUGUGCGGGAGUACCUGACAAAAGUACUCAGUUCAAGCAUUUCAAUAUCAAGGAGUGGUUAGCUGCGGUUUUGAAUCCGUUGAACGGAAAAGGAGGUGGCAAAGGUUGUCUUGUUCAAGGCCAGGGAUCUGGCAUAGCAAAGGUCGAUGAAGCUAUGGACAUUGCUGCUUCUUUUGCUGCGCUGAAGUUGCAUUGAGAGUGAUGAUGGUGCAGUAUCCUAAAAUACACUCACAGACACUAAAAUUUCAGUGUGAAAACCAUGGAGACUUUUCAUAUAUUUCCUACAUAAUCCAUAGUGUGAAACUGGACUCUUUGGCCGUCCAAUGCAAUCUAUUUUAUUGACUAGGGAAAAUCAGAAGGAAAGUGAAAAAAACAAAAGAGGAAAAAAGAAAAGAAGAAAAAAAGUAUCGUCUCUUUUUCUAAGUUCAUUAUUAUUCCUUUUAACUAUACUAGUUUUACUCUCGCAUGUUGUGUGGAAUUUUGAAUAUUCUGGUUCAAAAUUUUAAUUAUUAUAUUCUGUCGAUUUUUGUUUUUGUUUUUUUUGCUUUUUUUUUUUGUUAAGUAUGUGUAGAAAUAACCAAAUAGGCGCUGAUUAUGAUUUUGAAUCAAGGAAAUAAUUGAGAAUUAAUUAUAGUAGCCAGAUCAAUUUCAAUUAUGAAGAUUGUUAUAUUUAUUUUGUUGGAGCAUUUAUGCUAAAAUUAACAAUAGACGAAAUUUGUUUUAAUGAUUUAACUAAUUAAUAAUUUCUACGUUUUACUUAAC
Molecule: messenger RNA, 3774 nt
Organism: Oldenlandia corymbosa var. corymbosa
Lineage: Eukaryota; Viridiplantae; Streptophyta; Magnoliopsida; Gentianales; Rubiaceae
Source: the annotation of a GenBank genome assembly